AUGACAGCCCUUAGUAAACAAAUUGGCUAUAAACUUGGCAAGUCAACAGAAAACAACAAAGCUCUACUUUUCUUCUCAGGUAAGGAAAUAAUUCAAACUUUUAACGGUUCCGAUUAAAGCCAUUCCCCUUUUGUUUGCGAAGUGAUAAACUUGUGAACUGCCAUGUUUGAAAAUUCUUCAAAGAUAAUAAUAAUAAUAAUAAUAAUAAUAAUAAUAAUAAUUAUGCCUUUAUUUAACGAGGGUAACACUAAAUAGCCCAUUCCAAGGCUAAUAAACUUGUGGCCCGCAAAACUUUCGCGUGAUUUGAUCCUUCAGUGAAAUCGUACUUUUUAAUGCUUUCCUUCGUGUCUAUAUACUAAAACAAUUAUUCUUUUCAAUCUCGGUGAAUAGUGGCUUUAGGAAUAUUUACCCCGCCGCUUCGCGCCUCGUUAAAUAACCAGCCACUAUAGAAUUCACCUCCAUUUCAAAGAACAAUUGUUAAUUACAUUGUAUGGAGGGUGAAUUUGAGCUUAUCAGCUGGAAAUCUCGUUUGAGCAUUAAGGACAACAACUUACAACUAAUUGCAGAGUUAGUUUCAUGGACCUUUAUUUAAUAUUCCCUACAAAUUUUACGAUCGUAUAUUUACCCCAUACAAACACCGUAAUUUUACUGGUACCGUAGUACUACUAAUAAUAAUUAAUAAUAAUAAUAAUAAUAAUAAUAAUAAUAACAAUAAUAAUACACACAUACUUACUCAAACCCUACCCGAUAAAAAAAACCACAGUACAACCAACAAAGUCGACCAAGCGAAGCAGCGAAAAGGUAGACACGUUCAAGAAGAAAGCAAAGCCGCACACACACUCAAGCAAAAACCUUCAAAAAGGAAACACCACAGUGCAGCCAACAAAGGCGACCGAAGCGAGCAAAAGGACGGAAGACGCACGCACUCCAAAAACAACAACAACAGCAACAACUUAGUACCGAUAAAAAUUAAAAAGAAAGACGAAAAGAGUCACCAACGACUUUACCAAUGUACCCAUUGGCACCCCAUUGACGCUGAAAAAAGAGGUGCCUACUACAUGUGUACGGUGAAGCUGGUGCUUUUCAUUUUUUCUGUUCUUGAUAUGUUUUAGGAAGUCAGUUGGUACCGAUUAACUAAGGGACCGGUCAUUAUUUGUCGCCUGCGGGGGGUGGAGGAUUAUUUUUUUGGGGGGGGGGGGAGCGGGGUCACACGGUUUUCAAGAGAAAGAGGGGGAGUCAGCCCUUAUUGACAGGCACUAAAGGGGGACCAGGAGAAAAAAGGAGAAAAUUAUUUGAAGCUGUGGGAUCAAUUUAUUACUUUUUGAUGAUCUUGUUCAGUGGUUGUGCUUAUGUAUUAAACGUGAUGCUAAAAAAUGUUUACGUUCUAUAGUUUAAAUGUCCACAAAGUUCCAUGUUUGAAAUUCUAUUAUUAGAGUCAUUGAAAGGUAUCCCCGUAAUAAGAACGUUCGAUCAACGUGGUGGCUCACCGUCAUUACAAACAACAACAACAGAAGUAAGAAAUAUAUACAUGGUAUAUCAACAAAUGAUUAGUUUAGUGUCACUGCUUCGUCCCCCCAGCCCUCCUUUGCAGCCUCUUGGACGCCUCCCAUUACCGACUCUUGAUCCUCCACUGACUCUUGGAUGUCCUCCUCUGCUAACUCUUGGAUAUCCUUCUCGUCCGAUUUAUCAGCAGAGUCCUCGUUCGAGCGCUUGAAUCUUCAGUGCUUUUUUCUUUUAAACUGGCUACUACUACCUGCAAGGUACGGGUAAUGCUUUUAUUAAAAACGCCUUUUUCAAGCAGCCAUAGCAGAGGGUCAAGAUGAAGACACCUGACCAAUUUUCCGGUUAACUCAGCAUUGAUGGUUGCGAUGCUUGUAAAACUGUUGUUAGUUUUGAUUGCAUCAAACACCUCUCCAUGCGGUUACCUCUCUUGAGGUGGGUUUUUCGAGAAGCAAGUAUGCCCUCCGUUUUAAAGUAACGCUUCUCCUUUAAUUUUUCACCUUUCUUUUGUUCUCUUUUUUAUGCCCAUUGUCGAUCUUUCCUAAUGCGAGAUGUAAUAUAUCAAAAACGGGUGCGAGGGUUUCAUCAGGGGUUCCAAACACCGAGAAAGAGAUGAAAGCACGAGGCUGCAGGCCGAGUACUUUUAUUUUUUCGAGGUGUGUGGAACCCCUGAUGGAACCCGAAGCACGAGUUUUUGAGAUGACUUCUCAAACGAAACAAUAAAAAAGAUAUGCAGUGAUACAUUUUUUUGUAUUGUCCUCCCCAAAUGAAAGAACAAUAAUUUAUGUAGCGAUGCAAUCUUGCCAUUUUAGGUAACAUUACUUCAACAUGCAUGAUUAAUUGUUUUGGUGUAGUUGGUGUCUGACCAUGAGUGAAGAUGGAGAGGCAAGAUUUAGGGAGCCGAAAACGGUUUAUUACGAAGAACGCGAGUUAGUCGAAAAAGCUAUUCCCUCGUCGACCAAAUAUAGGAACAAAUGGGUGGUAACAAUUUUUAGCGAAUGGCAAAUUUCUUGGUCGGUUAUAGCUAGCUCCCGUUUUAGUUCCAGGAGGACUAUUUAAAUGCUAUGAUUUACACAAGGCCGCAAAAAAGCAUCGAAGAAAUGGAUGCAGUAACCUUGAUUUACUGGUUUAGCAAGUUUGCGAAGGAGGUGGCCAAGAAUUCGGGGGAGAGAUAUCCACCGAAGACCGUUUAUGGAAUAAUUUGAGGUAUCCGACGCUCUCAAGAUUAAUUAUAUCAAAUAAUAUUCAGGUCAUUUUUGGAAUCGUUGUUAACGAUGUAUUAAUUAUUGAAAAAUACUCACUAAAAUGCAAGUGUUUGAUCUGAGAUCAAAACUAUGUUUGAUCUCAGAUCAAAACCUGUAAGAUUUUCAUCUGAGUGUACAUUGGGUAUCAAGGUUCAUGUAUGUGACCCAAAUAUGCUUCAUUUACUGGUUGUUGCCCUCAUGAAUAAUUAAUGAGUUUGAGAAGGAAACUUCCUUUUCAGGCUUAUUAGGGUUGUUGCCAGUUUAUUUGAGGCUUCUUGAAGUUUUUCUUGGAGCGCCUUAACUUGUUCUUGAGCUUCCUGAAGAUAACUCUAGAGUGGGAAAAAUAUAGGAGAUUUGUAGAUCUUUCUGAAGAGGAAAUCAAAAGAAUGUGACUUCAGUCAUAUGAACGAUACUAAAAGACGCGGAUGGAGAAAAAUGCCUGGUACGUAUGCGGUCAGGUUGCCAAGAGGAUUGAUGACGCCCCUAUUCUUAAAGAAUACAUUAAGAGUAAAGUGAGUGAGCCUCCUGAUGAACUGUUCUUUUUCAGUCCUUCUCAUCUUGAUAGAUAUCGGAGCGCAUCAGGAAGAAACAAAAUGGAAUUCCCUGGUGCAAUAUACUUCAGAAAGAUCGAAUCGUUUAUGGAAGACAACUAUAUCCGUGGAGAACUCUUUAUAGAAUUCUGUCUUGAUGCUGCGGCAUAGAGGAGACCUCCAAUCUCGGUUCUUGCUGUUCUAACGAUAGCUGGGGGGGACCAGAGACAGAAAGAAUUCCGCAACCUAUACCAGACCCAAACAAUCGGGGACAUUUCAUGGAUGUCUAUCAGACGGAAUCGACAAGCAGGACACCGGAUGACUCCCGAGAAAAUGUUUGAAGAACUUGUAUGAGAAAGAUUCCUUCAGUGUCAUAAACGAGAGCUUCAAGAGCUUCUGUUCGAAAUACAAUGUUGAUGGGAGGCAUGUUAUUACAUAUAUUAAUCAUCUUAAAGAUAUUGAUAUCAGAAAAGACAUUACAACAAUAGAAGCUGAGAAACGAAAGAGGCAAGAGGUAGAAUGGACAUACAAGGACUUCAGAUGGGACACCCUUAUUGAGAGUGGCAAGAUCGAAAAGGUAAAGGUAAAAGAACUUGACUUCUACCUGAACGAACAGGGACUAAUCACUAUUGAUCGAAAGCUUGACAAAGUAAAAGCAAUUCGAUGUCAUUAUUACCGACACAUCAAAGAGUCUAUGAACACAGACAGAUCAUGUGGUGCUAAAGACUGGGAAAGUGACGGGGAAUCAGAGGAUGAAGAAUAUGAGGAAGAAUUCCACAAUGUGGGGGACGAGAGCGACAAUGACUUUGUUUUCAACGAUUUGUUUGAGAAGAGUAACCCUUCACAGACAAUUCAGUUCAUAUUAGAUGACCAAAUAGGUGAAGUUGUUGUUCAACGUUCAUGAGACGUAAGUAUUAAUAUACAUGUCACUUGUUUGCAUAUAGUAACACUGGCUUUGUAUGGUGGCUGGGAUAGAAGAGGUGGGAUCAUGAAAUCUUCCACCGCCAAUGUGGGGGGAUCAAAAUCCACACUGUAUGCUUUAAGGGGGGAUCACGUAAGUGCUCCGUUGUUGCAACAAAAAUCCUUCGCCCCCCCCUUCUCCCAGGCGGUAAAUAAUGACCGGUCCCUCAGAACGACCGAGACCAGGUUUCAUGAGCGCGUGAGACUGAACACCUCACCCAAACCCUUAUGUUUUCCUAAAUCCGCUGGACGCCAAAACGUGGUUGAGGUCAUUGUUGCUUAAUCUCUUCCGACUAUUUUUUCUUGUCAAAUUUUCCGCCAUUUUCUCUGGCGCAAAAAAGUUUAACCUACCAUGUGGCACGAAAUUUUUGCGGGAGUUUAUAUUUUUGCGGAUUGGUGAUUUUUUGUGUUUUGUGGGAACUAAUUUUUGCGAUUAAGACAGAUUGGUUUUUCUUGCUGGGAUGGUGCUUGUACUGGUGCUGGUUGGAGGGGGACCCAGCAUUGAUAUUAUUUUCGUUUUUGUUAAGUACGUGCAAUAGAAAUACAUAUUUUCAAACAAUAUUACCGUAUGCGGACCCUAUGUAAUACCAGUGAUUCAUUGUAUACCGUUUUGUUUCUGAAAGAAAGAGGCAAGUUGUAAUUGAACAAGCACGAUUUCUUAGUACUGUUUUUUGCGUAGCGAAUUUAAGUUAGAGAAUAUUUACGCUGGAGAAAAUUUUUGCGGGAACGAUGUUUGCGGGAACUUAUUUUUGCGGACCGCUGGAAAAAUCGCAAAAACGCAAAAGAUUAGAACCACCCCAAAUUUUGUGACACACGGUAGUCCCCAGGGCCUCUCGAUUGCAUGGCCUUUUUCUGCAGAAAAAGAAUUUUUUGAAGGAAUAACAAUAGGCUUUAACCCUGACCAAAUGGAAAGCAGGGCAGGUUAAUUCACGCUGCUGCUUUUAGGAGGGUCUCGACGGGAUCAACCGUUAGCCGUAAAACAGUCACAAAUUUCAGCCGUCAGGUGGAAACGUUUAACUGUUAGUCGUAAUAAAAGUCAAACAGCCGUAAAUGUUUAAUCUCUUACCAAAAUUUGUCAUUUACACUUAGAAAGUCAACAUAACAACUGCUUGUUGCGUUUUUACUGGUAUUGAAUCGUGGUUGAUGGAUCCUUUUUUAUUAAGACUUAAAUUUAUGGCGUUCCAUAAUUAAAAUUCAACCAAAAAUUACUGAUGAUAUAGCACCGUCGAUUGAUUGCCGGCUCACAGAAGCCACUAUCAGUUUCAUCAGUAUAAUUAUUGUGUAAAUGGUCUUAUAUGUAAAAUGACAGUUGCCCUGGCCUGUUCAUUGGUCAAGAUCAGGUGAAGAGAACCAGCAUAACUAAAAAAAAUUGUCAGAACGUCACUCUGCUGGCAUGAGGUGUAAAAUAACUAGCUUUGACUCGGUCAAGGAGAAAGAAAAAAAUGCACGUUUUACUGCCGAUACAGCUAUAAAAAUUUAUCAUAGUUCAAUUCGCUCCUCUCAAACGAAUGAUCAUAAUGAUUAGGCAGCCCAACCCCGAAAGAGUAGACGAGCUGUUCAAAGCUGGAACGGUAUAUUUAACAAAACGAGAAUUCACUAGAACAUUUUGCACCUGUUUUCUUUGUUUAGAAUCAUGCAUUUUCUUUUAUUAUUAACACACACAAAAAAAUUAGGUAGUUAUUUUUCUUUUUGGUGCAAAUCAAUUGUUAUAGCUUAGUCCGAUGCAUAUUUUUAUGGCGUUAAUAAGGACUGUUAUUACAUUGAAAUACAGACAAGUCGUAUUUAAUGUGACCCUGUUAUUUAAGCAGGGAUGCUAGUUAUAAUCUUUAGUUAAAGCUAGUUAAGAGGAACGUCCUUUAACUGCUAAGAUAGAGACCUGGUUUUGGAUUCUUCGCUGGGUUCUUUCAUUUUUGACCAUCAUUGGAAAUGGAUUUACAAUCUUUCUCGUUUGCAGCAGACGAAAUCUCCGCACCAAACCCAACGCGUUUCUUGUUUCACUCGCCGUGGCGGAUUUCUUCGUUGGUUUGAGCGUUAUUCCUUCUCUGUUUUUCUGCGACAUUACAAACACCUGCCACUGGCCUCACACUCAUGACCAUCAUUUGCUAUCUUGGGUGAAUUUUAUAAGGUUGUUGUUUAGUAACACGUCUGUUGCAAACUUAUGCGUCUUAGUACUGGAUCGUUUAAUUGCCAUCGUCCAUCCUCUUAAAUACAUUACUUUGAUGACUCGUCGUCGACUUAUUCAAGUUAUUUUCUUCGCUUGGGUUCUGCCAGCUAGUUAUAAUGUGCCAAGGUUUAUCCUUUUUAUGUUUUAUUUCAAAACAAUACCUGUCCCUUUUAUUUGGCUGACAAUAAUUUUGGAGUUUAUUCCAUGUGUUGUGUUAAUACUCUGCUUUGUGACAAUGAUAUUUCAUGUAUGCAGGCAUGAUCAGUCAGCACGCACCUUAGCAAAACAGUUACAUUUUAACCAUCAGGUGUCGUUUAAACUCCACCACGAGAGGUCUGCAGUAAUAAUGAUGGGUCUUGUGAUAGGAGUGUUUCUUGUUUGCUAUGGUCUGUAUCUACGUUGUAGUUUUCUAAUACUAUCCUCAUCAAAAUGUAAUGACGAAAACUACAAAAUCCCUGUCUUGGUUUUAAACUCGGCCAUUAACCCGCUGGCUUAUGCCUUUUUCAAAAGAGACAUAAAGAAAGAGUUUAGAAGACUUGCGGUCAGGUGGUUUUAA
Messenger RNA from Porites lobata, 6954 nucleotides. NCBI's taxonomy places the organism in Eukaryota, Metazoa, Cnidaria, Anthozoa, Scleractinia, Poritidae. The record is from the annotation of a GenBank genome assembly.